AUGAACUUACUUUUGUUUUAUACGUCGAUAUUAUUUCUCUUUCUUAUUCAUGGAAGCACAGCCAAAUUGCCAAGGAUUAUCAAACCGUGUUCAAGAAAUUUGCAGAAUAUUAAUAGUUGCAUUAUAGAUUCAAUUAAUAUGCUCCGACCGAAUCUCAUAUCUGGGAAUUUGGGUGAAGGCUUUGAAAUUCCCAAACUAGAUCCGUUAAUAAUCGAUGAAAUUAAAAUAUCGAAUGGAAAUGACUUACAAGCAAACUUUAAGAAUCUAUCAGUGUUCGGACCGAGCAACUUCAAAGUAUUAAACCUUGAAACGAACAUCAAGCAAAUGAGCUUCAGUUUCGAUUUGGAACUACCUAAUUUGGAAUUUAUUGGAGAUUAUUCUAUAGCGUUAAGAAUUCUCAUAAAAUUAUCUGGAAAUGGAAAGUUACAAGGAAUGUUUAAGAACUGUUUUACGCAUGUUUCAGCUUCAGGGAAACUUACUGAUGAAUUUGACCACGUGGAAUUUCAAUUGAAAGUGAGAAUGAAAGUCUCGUAUGCGCAGUUUAAACUCGAGAAUCUUUUUGACAACGAUUCGUUCCUCAAUAAAAUUGGAAAUAGAGUGAUAAAUGACAAUUAUGAAGUAUUUCUCAACGAGUUAGUACCGGGUCUUGAAGAUUCUUUAGGAACUAUAUUUUCAAGAAUUGUAAACAACAUAUUAAAGAAUUCAACGUACAACGAAAUGUUUCCUGAAAAUUAGUAAUUAUUUGCUUAUUAUGUUCAUAUUUCAUACCUUAUUUUACCACGAGUAAUUCAGUGCCAAAUAAAAUUUGUUAAUUU
Messenger RNA from Chironomus riparius, 815 nucleotides. The record is from the annotation of a GenBank genome assembly. NCBI's taxonomy places the organism in Eukaryota, Metazoa, Arthropoda, Insecta, Diptera, Chironomidae.